GACACUGCACAUCCUCUCAUGUGUAGCUGCAUUUCUGCUGGAGAAACCCGACCACUGACCAGCAAACACACAGCAGGCCGACACAGCGCUGAGCUGCUGCCGAGCCGACGCAGCUCGUCCUGCUUCCUCAACUUUCCAGCAGAGAGUGAAGUCAGCGCUGAGCCCCACACUGAGAUGAAGAGCCUCCUCAUCCUCUCCUGGCUGCUGUGUGUCCGAGCAGAAGGUCUGCAUGAGGACAUCUCGAUCACCGGCUGCUCGGGCUCGGGGGGCGAGGCCAUGGACGGGCUGGACGCCGAGCAGCGAUGGUAUGCAGACUUCGUCAACAAGAGAUGGGUGGAUGCGAUGCCCAAGUUCGCAGAUCCAGUGACCUGCCCGGGAUGUUAUGAACAAGCUGUGGCCGGUCAGGCGAUCUGCCAACAAAACCUGGCCACUCUUAUCAAAGCCUUUGACAACCCGCCGGUGCAGCUCGACGCUCCUCGCAGCACCAUCUACCCCCGAGACGACGUGCAGCUCCACGUGGAGAACCACCUCAUCUGCCAUGUGAGCGGGUUCUUUCCCGCUCCUGUCUCCGUCUACUGGACCAGGAACGAGCAGAACGUGACCGAGGGAACCAGCAUCAACACCCCGUACCCCAGCAAAGACGGAACCUUCACCCAGAUCUCCACCCUGAAGUUCACCCCCCAGCAGGGAGACAUCUACAGCUGCACGGUGCAGCACCCAGCUCUGGAGCAGCCGCUGACCCGAGUCUGGGGUGUCGCUCCUGCAGAAGAGGAGCAGGACCGGCCGGGUAUCGGACCUGUGGUGUUUUGUGGACUGGGUCUGACCGUGGGUCUGCUGGGCGUGGUCACAGGAACCUUCUUCUGCAUCGCAGCAACCAAAUGCAGCUGAUUGGCCAGUGCUGAUGUUGGCGGAGCUCCUGCAGCCUCCAAUCAGGGAGGAGGAGGAGGGUUUCUGGUUUCUGAUGUGCUGAUGACCUUCAACACUUCAGCAGAGACACGUCUCCUCGCUGCAGCCAGCAGAAAUUAUUUCUGUCUGAAGAGCUCCAGGAACACCAGCCGGCAUAACCAUCAGCUGAUAUAACCUGCCAUGGAUAAUGACAAAAUCUGAAUUCUAUAUGGAAACUGUAAAAAUAAAGUGAUUUGAUCAGUCAUAGUUUUGAAUUCUUGAAUUCCAGAUGGACACAAUCUGAACACAGCAAAUUAG
This is a messenger RNA of Myripristis murdjan (pinecone soldierfish), 1203 nucleotides long. RefSeq names its product H-2 class II histocompatibility antigen, A-U alpha chain-like. The transcript has 5 exons. The coding region runs from base 19 to 888 and encodes 289 amino acids. Gene Ontology annotation, biological process: immune response; antigen processing and presentation. NCBI's taxonomy places the organism in Eukaryota, Metazoa, Chordata, Actinopteri, Holocentriformes, Holocentridae. The record is from RefSeq and is a predicted model, not a curated record. Gene Ontology annotation, cellular component: membrane; MHC class II protein complex.